AUGAUGUGGGAACUGCGCUCCAUCGCCUUCAGCAGGGCCGUCCUGGCGGAAUUCCUGGCCACUCUGGUCUUCGUGCUCUUCGGCCUGGGCUCGGCGCUGAACUGGCCCUCGGCGCCGGCGCCGAGCACGCUGCAGAUCGCGCUGGCCUUCGGGCUGGCCAUCGGCACGCUGGUGCAGGCCCUGGGCCACGUCAGCGGCGCCCACAUCAACCCGGCCGUGACGCUGGGCUGCCUGCUGGGCUCGCAGCUCUCCCUGCUCCGCGCCGUCUUCUACGUGGCGGCCCAGCUGCUGGGGGGCGUCGUGGGCGCCGCCAUCCUGCACGAGGUGACCCCGGCCAGCGCCCGCCAGGGCCUGGCCCUCAACAAGCUGCACAAUGAGACCACAACGGGGCAGGCGGUGACGGUGGAGCUGUUCCUCACCUUCCAGCUGGUCCUGUGUGUCUUUGCUUCCACGGACGAGCGGCGUGAGGACAACCUGGGCUCCCCUGCCCUCUCCAUCGGCCUCUCUGUGGCCGUGGGGCACCUCCUCGGGAUCCGUUACACCGGCUGCUCCAUGAACCCCGCCAGGUCCUUCGCCCCCGCCGUCGUCGUGGGAGACUUCAGCGACCACUGGGUGUUCUGGGUAGGCCCCCUGAUUGGGGCUGCAGCAGCCUCCAUCCUCUACAACUUCGUGCUGUUCCCACAGGCCAAAACCCUCUCGGAGCGCCUGGCCAUCCUCAAGGGCUGCGAGCCCGAGCAGGACUGGGCCGAGCGCGAGGCCCGGCGGCGCCAGUCCGUGGAGCUGCACUCGCCCCAGAGCCUGCCCAGGGGCAUGUCUGAGAAGGUGUAG
Melospiza georgiana is the source of this 828-nucleotide messenger RNA. It is a transcript of the gene AQP2, whose product is annotated as aquaporin 2. Gene Ontology annotation, biological process: transmembrane transport. Gene Ontology annotation, molecular function: water channel activity. NCBI's taxonomy places the organism in Eukaryota, Metazoa, Chordata, Aves, Passeriformes, Passerellidae. The transcript is spliced from 4 exons. Gene Ontology annotation, cellular component: plasma membrane; apical plasma membrane. The coding region runs from base 1 to 828 and encodes 275 amino acids. The record is from RefSeq and is a predicted model, not a curated record.